AUUGAUGGCGGAUACACCGAAUGGAAGGAGUCAGAGUGCAGUGCGACAUGUGGAGGAGGAGUAAUAACUAAAACAAGAACUUGUACCAAUCCUGCUCCACAACACGGUGGAAAGGACUGCAGUGAACUGGGACCAGCUGAAAUGACACUUUCCUGCAACGAGCAAGAAUGCCGUAAGCUGAUAUAGAAAUUUGUGUCUUUAAGCGACGAUUAUACUUUCUUUAAUGUACAUCACUAAAUGAUGUUUUAAUGGUUUAGCAAUUGAUGGCGGAUACACUGAAUGGGAGGAGUCUGAGUGCAGUGCGACAUGUGGAGGAGGAGUAAUAACUAAAACAAGAACUUGCACCAAUCCUGCUCCACAACACGGUGGAAAGGACUGUAGUGAACUGGGACCAGCUGAAAUGACACUUUCCUGCAACGAGCAAGAAUGCCGUAAGCUGAUAUAGAAAUUUGUGUCUUUAAGCGACGAUUAUGCUUUCUUUAAUGUACAUCACUAAAUGAUGUUUUAAUGGUUUAGCAAUUGAUGGCGGAUACACUGAAUGGGAGGAGUCUGAGUGCAGUGCGACAUGUGGAGGAGGAGUAAUAACUAAAACAAGAACUUGCACCAAUCCUGCUCCACAACACGGUGGAAAGGACUGCAGUGAACUGGGACCAGCUGAAAUAACACUUUCAUGCAACGAAGAAUCAUGCGGUGAGCACAAACAAUCAUUUUUCAACCACAUCCUUAAGCUCUUGAGAAGGCUAAGAGAAAGCGAUAGCAAAGUACAACGAAUAAAAGUGCUGAAAUAAGAUUUGCUGCCCUGGUUCUAGGCAAUGUAUGGUAACUGAAAAUUCACGUUACAGGUCAAUUAAAAACUUUUGAAGAGUUUUUUUUUCUUCACGGUUUAGCAAUUGAUGGCAACUACAGUGGACCUGUGAGCACUUAAUUAAGGACAAAUAGAUUUGAUUCUAAAACCAAGUUAUCAAUUCCAUUUUUAUGGCAGGUUGUGCAUAAGGGUGAAAAGUAUUUCUUUUUUAUGAUUUAGCAAUUGAUGGCGGAUACACCGAAUGGCAGGAGUCUGAGUGCAGUGCGACAUGUGGAGGAGGAGUAAUAACUAAAACAAGAACUUGUACCAAUCCUGCUCCACAACACGGUGGAAAGGACUGCAGUGAACUGGGACCAGCUGAAAUGACACUUUCCUGCAACGAACAACCUUGCCGUAAGUAUCUGUAGUGUGAAGUUAUCUGGAUGUUUUGCAGCGAUAGUUGUCAUCAGUACUGCACUCUGUUUUGAGGAACCUGAAGCAGUAAGAGCAUUUGUGUCUUUAGGCGACGAUUAUGCUUUCUUUAAUGUACAUCACUAAAGAUGUUUUUAUGGUUUAGCAAUUGAUGGCGGAUACACCGAAUGGGAGGAGUCUGAGUGCAGUGCGACAUGUGGAGGAGGAGUAAUAACUAAAACAAGAACUUGCACCAAUCCUGCUCCACAACACGGUGGAAAGGACUGCAGUGAACUGGGACCAGCUGAAAUGACACUUUCAUGUAACGAACAACUUUGCCGUAAGUAUCUGUAG
Pocillopora meandrina is the source of this 1549-nucleotide messenger RNA. NCBI's taxonomy places the organism in Eukaryota, Metazoa, Cnidaria, Anthozoa, Scleractinia, Pocilloporidae. The record is from the annotation of a GenBank genome assembly.